AUGCUUGCAGCAGAUACCCCCUUUUCCAAAAGGCUAACACAGUGCACCUGUGCUGUUGUGUGGUGUUUAUUAUGCGGUGGUCCAAUUUUUGGAUUUGCUGCAUUGAAGCCAAUCUUGAUCAAAGAGCACGUUUAUGAAUCCUUAUGCGAUCUACACCCAGAAACAACCACGUCUUUAGUCCGUUCCGCCGCCAGCGAGGUUGUUGCCAAAUGCACCUCGUUUCCUGAACGCAGUGGAACAAUCUUGGCCAUGCUCACUGGGGCUUUUGACGCUUCGAGUGCUUGUCGUCUUUAUGAACUCGAUUCAUAUCCUGCUGAUGAAAGACCACAUAUUGCAAAGGAAAAUCUUCUUGAAUUGAAGGAUUUGGGAAUGCCCGUGUCGGCAAGAUUCUGA
Molecule: messenger RNA, 393 nt
Organism: Lodderomyces margitis
Lineage: Eukaryota; Fungi; Ascomycota; Pichiomycetes; Serinales; Debaryomycetaceae
Exons: 2
Coding region: 1-393 (130 amino acids)
Cellular component (GO): fungal-type vacuole membrane
Source: RefSeq, a predicted model, not a curated record